This is a messenger RNA of Lichtheimia ornata, 765 nucleotides long. Its product is annotated as 40S ribosomal protein S2. The record is from RefSeq and is a predicted model, not a curated record. The transcript is spliced from 4 exons. NCBI's taxonomy places the organism in Eukaryota, Fungi, Mucoromycota, Mucoromycetes, Mucorales, Lichtheimiaceae. Gene Ontology annotation, molecular function: RNA binding; structural constituent of ribosome. Gene Ontology annotation, biological process: translation. Bases 1 to 765 code for a protein of 254 amino acids. Gene Ontology annotation, cellular component: ribosome; cytosolic small ribosomal subunit.
AUGGCUGAAUCCGCACCGGCCGAUAGACGUGGUGGUUUUGGACGUGGUCGUGGUCGUGGUGGCCGCGGUCGCGGCCGUGGACGCCGUGGUGACGAAAAGACUGAAUGGGUUCCUGUGACUAAGCUUGGUCGUCUCGUAAAGGCUGGCAAGAUUAAGAGCAUGGAAGAGAUCUACACCUUCUCGUUGCCUAUCAAGGAAUACCAAAUUGUCGACUACUUCCUCCCAUCUCUCAAGGAUGAGGUUAUGAAGAUCAUGCCUGUUCAAAAGCAAACCCGUGCCGGUCAACGCACUCGUUUCAAGGCUUUCGUUGUCAUUGGUGACUCGAAUGGUCAUGUUGGUUUGGGUGUCAAGUGCUCCAAGGAAGUUGCUACUGCUAUUCGUGGUGCCAUCAUUCUUGCCAAGCUCUCGGUUAUUCCUGUCCGCCGCGGUUACUGGGGUACUGCUCUUGGUGAACCCCAUACUGUGCCUUGCAAGGUCACUGGCAAGUGUGGCUCUGCUCUUUGCCGUUUGAUCCCUGCUCCUCGUGGUGCUGGUCUCGUUGCUGCUCCUACUCCCAAGAAGGUCUUGCAACUUGCUGGUAUCGUCGAUUGUUACACUACCUCGCGUGGUUCCACUCGCACUCUUGGUAACUUUGUUAAGGCUACCUUCGCUGCUAUUGGUAACACCUAUGGUUUCUUGACUCCUGAUCUCUGGUCCAAGACCGAGUUCACCAAGGCUCCUUACCAGGAACACACCGACUUCCUUGCCCAAAAGCAACGCAAGUAG